AUGGCAUCUCGUCCAAGUCCAGCUUCACAAGGCCCGGCUAUGCUGGACGUACUGGAUAGUGAACAUCGGGUUAUGCUCGAAAAAGCUGUGAGGAAUGUCCUGAGCACGGAGGUUGCCGAGCUCGUAUACGCUCAGAUUCUUGAUGGACUUCCUGCUGAAAAGUCUCUGAGAGACAGUUCUGACUUUGUCAAAGAUCACCCCGUUCAUAGCCUUAAUCACGCCGAAAUUUGCCCCGGAUAUGUAGACAAAGCCCGAGAGUUCAGAAAUCAGUUUGACCUAUCGCAACUACAAUUAGACUCCAAGACAAUCAAAGCCUUCGCAGAUACAGUGCCUGGAUCAGAAGCGUUCAAACUUCGAUUGAUCGAAGUCGUUGCCGUUGCUUGUCAUCAGAUCGGCGCUUUUCUCUUUAACCUCGAUGAUGCUGCUCACAAGCACAAAUUGUAUGAAGACUGGAGACAAAGCGUCCUCGAAGAAAAGGAACGUGGGGUCGAAUCAAGGCGAUACUACGAUCCUCCUCCCAUCGCCUUUUGUCACCGAGCAUAUCGAUAUCCUGAGCAAUAUCCAAAAGGUACGGCUGAUGUUGCUGGCUAUUGGGCUGAGUCCAAGAUCCUCGGCGGCGUUAUUGUAUUCGAUCGUGGUGAGACUGAACAAGGGUGCAAUGCCAUGUGGAUCCAUGGCGACUUGAUCAGAGGCCCAAGAACUCUUUAUCCACCGACCCAAGAACAAUUCGACGCCUUGAUCAAAUUCCUCACUAUUCCAUUCGAGGAAAGCCCAACAUGUCCGUUUCCUAUUCAUGGAUCAAGCGCCAACAGACCACGAUGGCAUCCAUACCAUGCACUUGCAUAUUAUCACAUCUUCCGCGAUAAGUAUGAGAGGAGGCUCCCGCCAAACCCGCCUCAGCCAGGCUGCGUUGAGGACGGGACGGACUGGCCAGAACUUGAUGAUCGGCGACUUCUUCUCCUAGGAGGACUUACUAAUCCUCAAGGCGAGCCUUACGUCAACGAUGAUGAGUAUGCCGCGGCUACAGAGAGGAUUAAAAACAUAACGCCUUCAUCGCCUCUUUGGCGGCAGUCUGAGAUCUAA
This is a messenger RNA of Fusarium tjaetaba, 1083 nucleotides long. RefSeq lists its product as uncharacterized. Lineage: Eukaryota; Fungi; Ascomycota; Sordariomycetes; Hypocreales; Nectriaceae. The transcript has 3 exons. The record is from RefSeq and is a predicted model, not a curated record. Bases 1 to 1083 code for a protein of 360 amino acids.